This is a messenger RNA of Ectocarpus sp. CCAP 1310/34, 432 nucleotides long. The record is from the annotation of a GenBank genome assembly. NCBI's taxonomy places the organism in Eukaryota, Phaeophyceae, Ectocarpales, Ectocarpaceae.
GUGAGCGCGCAGCAAGUCUACAUGGCUUUGCUCGAGGCGAGCGGCAACAACGUGGGUGGCGUCCUCGCUGCGGCAGUCGCCAACAUGCUGUCGCAGGGCGUUCAAGAACAGAUCGAGACUUGCCGGCAAACUGCCAUUAGGUGCGGCCAGCGAAUACGCGUCGCGAACCCUCAAGUGCUGGCGUGCGACGCCUUGUACCUGUGUGCCGGUCUGGGUGCCUACACCGUCAAGGAGCAUUUCGACUUCCAGGCGUGGUUUCAGGCGUUUCUAGGGCCGGCGCUCGAAGCGCUUGUGGCGACAAUGCAAGCCAGAGCGCUGCAGGUGAGCGGAGGAGAGGAGUCUGGUUUACGCAGGAGUAUUAUUGUGGGCGAGGUGUCCGGAAAAACGUCCAUCUCCUACCUCCUACAUCUAUAUCGUGGUUGUGGGUCUUGA